UUCAAUAUGCACGCGUUCUUUGUCUUGAUAGUCGCCUGCUUAGGGGUAGCCGCUUAUGGCUAUCCAGACAUUCAUAUUGUUGGUGGAAGCGAUGCCCCGCCCGGCAAGUUCCCAUAUCAAAUAUCUCUGAGAAAGAACGGAAGGCAUUUCUGCGGCGGAUCCAUCAUCAAUAAGUAUACUAUUCUCACCGCUGCUCAUUGUAUAGCAAGAUUCUGGACCCCUGGCGCUCUGAAAAAUUUAACUGUUCACGCUGGCACAAAUCUGUUAAACGAGAGUGGUUCCGUGUACAGAGUUAAACAAGCCAUCCCUCACAGUAAUUAUAAUUUUAUGGGAUCGUCCAAUGACAUCGGCGUACUUAUUCUGACAACUCCUAUCGAAUAUACCCAAUAUAUACAGCCCAUACCGCUUGCAACUAGCGACAUUGCUCCCGAGGGUACCAGCUGCACUUUAUCCGGAUGGGGAAGAACCUCGUUUAAUGGUCGCGACCCUAACAAUUUACAAGAGAUCGAGUUGAGCGUUCACAGUCAA
Messenger RNA from Temnothorax curvispinosus, 528 nucleotides. RefSeq names its product chymotrypsin-1-like. NCBI's taxonomy places the organism in Eukaryota, Metazoa, Arthropoda, Insecta, Hymenoptera, Formicidae. The record is from RefSeq and is a predicted model, not a curated record. The transcript has 4 exons. The annotation marks the transcript as partial. Gene Ontology annotation, molecular function: serine-type endopeptidase activity. Gene Ontology annotation, biological process: proteolysis.